CUACCACUGGCUUGGUUCUGACUGGGGAGGAGCUCACAGCCUGCAAUAAAAACGGGCUGAUUACAUCGAAGGGAAAACAGAUUUCUAGGUGUUAGUCUGUCUGGGAACAUCUUUGAAUGUUCUAGUGUGGUUUACAAUACAACUGUUCUUUAGCUCCUGGAGUAAACAUAUCUUACGCGAUACAUUGUUGAUAGAUAUUUUCCAAAAUGACUUGGUCUAUAAGCAGUUGUUUCAUCACUCUGGUCGUUUUGUUCCUUUGGCGGAUCGAAGACGUUGCAGAAGCUUGCAGAUGCGCUCCUGUCCAUCUUCAACAGGCUUUUUGCAGCGCAGACGUCGUGAUCAGGGCAAAGGUGGUUGGAGUGAAAGCUGUGUCUGGUAACACCAACUAUGAUGUCCAACAGAUCAAGAUGUUCAAAGGUCCUGACCGGGUUAUCCACACCAUCUUCACUUCAUCCUCUUCAGCCUCGUGCGGCGUGACUCUGGAACUCACCAAGGAGUAUCUCUUCACAGGCAGGAUGAAUACUGAUGGCAGGAUGCGCAUAGUCAUGUGUGACUUUAUUCAGUACUGGGAGGACUUGAAUCACACACAAAGGAAGAGCUUGACUCAACGCUACCAAAGCGGCUGCGAUUGCACGAUCAUCCGCUGCUCUUCCCUCCCGUGUCCCGUCAGCGCCCCAGAUGAGUGUCUUUGGACGGACUGGUUGUUGGCCGAUGGCCAAAGCGGACCCCAGGCCAAGUACUCUGCCUGUCUCAAGAGGAGUGACGGGUCCUGUGCGUGGUACAGGGAGAUGGCUCCAUCCAGGAAGUAGUUCCUGGAUAUUGAAGACUCCUAAACUCUAUAGGCCUUCCUCUCACUGCUCCCUGACUAAAGAUGCCUGCAAUUUAAAAGCUGGUCACUUCUUGUGCAAUAAAAUUAUAGUGCUCCAAGUGUUAA
Salmo salar (Atlantic salmon) is the source of this 934-nucleotide messenger RNA. Its product is annotated as metalloproteinase inhibitor 2. The record is from RefSeq and is a predicted model, not a curated record. Gene Ontology annotation, cellular component: extracellular matrix. Gene Ontology annotation, molecular function: protease binding; metalloendopeptidase inhibitor activity. Gene Ontology annotation, biological process: response to hormone; response to cytokine; negative regulation of membrane protein ectodomain proteolysis. Lineage: Eukaryota; Metazoa; Chordata; Actinopteri; Salmoniformes; Salmonidae.